AAGGAUAUUUGGGUGAUCUUCUUCACGUAGUCUGAAUUGAAGCCUGGAGAUUAGGCUGCAAAUUGAUUAUUCCCGAGAAGUGGGUAAAUGGUAAUAGUUGAGGAUCAGCUCAUUGGAAAAGGGUGGAGUCCUUGUCCUCCAAGUGAAACCUGGCCCAAUCCUGUUGUGGCCGUCCUUGACGGAUUGGUCUGAACGACAACAAACAGGAAUUAACAAAUUUUACCGUCUGUAGUACAACUUUACCAUAGUACAAACUAUAAAAUGUCAAAGCUGUACUGCAAAUUAAGAGGAAAAAAGGGGAAGAAAUAUCCAUCAACUCUUAUCUAUGGCUAUAAUUUCUUCCUCGGGAAAACUGAAGUCAACUUCCCUGAUUGUUUUUCUCCUUCUCUUACAAUUCUCUAAAACCAAAGGUCAUGGAGGGGACGAGGGUGGCGGUGACCAUGCAAACUUGCAUGAUAAGGGCUUAAUCUUGGUGAAAGUAUGGUGCUUGAUCAUUCUUCUAGUGAGCACUUUUGCAGGUGGCGUCUCCCCCUACUUCUAUCGAUGGAACGAAAAUUUUAUCCUUUUAGGCACACAGUUUGCCGGUGGGGUUUUUCUGGCCACCUCUUUGAUUCAUUUCUUGAGCGAUUCUAAUGGAACUUUCGGUGAUCUCACGACCAACACCUACCCUCUUGCAUUCAUGCUGGCAUCGGCGGGCUUUCUACUCACCAUGCUUGGUGAUUGCAUAGUCACCUAUGUUACAUCAAAUGGUGAAAGAGAAAGAGUGCAAGUGGAAGAAGGCAGAACUGGUAAUGAGCAUCAUUCUAAAGAUAUAGGAAUGGAUGCCAAUCCAGUUUUCUUGAGAACAACGUCUUUUGGGGAUACCAUACUUCUUAUUCUCGCCCUGUGUUUUCAUUCAGUUUUUGAGGGCAUUGCCGUUGGUGUUUCAGAUACCAAGGCAGAUGCAUGGAGGAAUCUUUGGACAAUUUCGCUGCACAAAAUUUUUGCGGCCAUUGCGAUGGGCAUUGCACUUCUCAGAAUGCUACCGAAGAGGCCAUUUCUGUUAACCUGUGCUUACUCUUUUGCCUUUGCUAUUUCUAGCCCCAUUGGUGUAGGGAUCGGGAUUGCCAUUGAUGCUACAACUCAAGGGAAAGUAGCUGACUGGAUGUACGCAAUCUCAAUGGGACUUGCUUGUGGAGUUUUCAUUUAUGUUGCCGUCAAUCAUCUUAUUGCCAAGGGCUUCAAACCACAAGCUCAAUGUUACUUUGACACUCCGUUCUUCAAGUUUCUUGCUGUGCUUCUUGGAGUAGCAGUUAUAUCAGUUGUUAUGAUCUGGGACUAAUAUUGUAACUGUUUACUUACAAAUUUGUAUGUUUCUUCAAUUCUCUAUAUACUAAUUACAUGAAUUUCAGAGUUUGUAAAACACCACCUUUAUUUUGUUAUCAUCACAUCAUUAAUGAAAAAAACUUGUGCAAGUGUCAAUUGUCUCGACAUAUUUGGCCAGCUUGUUCAUCAACAAGCUGAUACACAAUGAAUGCAACAUCAAAUAUCAAAUACUACCAGAUAAUUAAUUGCAAGAACAUAAAAUUAUACAUUAAAAUUACUCUAUUAAUCACAAAUAAAAUCUGAUAAAUGAACUAUUUUCACAAAACCCUUUUAGCCAUAUACUCUGGCUAAAUCUGGUUUAUCUUUAACUUGAUGAUUAAGCUUGGGUGAUUUGCUUAGUUAUUUACGGUUAGAACUUUCCAAUCAUUUCUAUUCUUGCUUAAAAGGGAGGUGGGUCAAAAGUCCUUCACUUCCCACUAGCUUUGCGACUCCCCAGAGUUCUGUUUGGUUGAGAGAGCUGCCAUCACCAACCAAAUGUGCAUGCCUCAGUGAAUCUUUCAUGAAAAUGAUCAUCAUCAUGAACGUAAAUGAU
Durio zibethinus is the source of this 1897-nucleotide messenger RNA. The record is from RefSeq and is a predicted model, not a curated record. Lineage: Eukaryota; Viridiplantae; Streptophyta; Magnoliopsida; Malvales; Malvaceae.